ACGAAAAUACCAAACAUGCUAGCGUUAUUUGGACGAAUAUGAAUUAGAAGACAAAUGUAGCCUUAGCCUUGGCAAUACAACUAUUUGAGGAGGAGACCUUUGAUGAUGACUUACUCAUCAUUGCAUGUAGUAAGUUAGGAGCAGUGUGUAAUGUUUCUUUGCUGUUUCGAAAAGAGGAUAGGCAGCGGCAUUUCAGAUUAGGUCAAUUGUGCGGUGAAGAAUGGAUCCAGUAUUAUUUAGACUUCGAUUUUCACCGACUGUUUCGGAUGCGCAAGGAUACUUUUAUAGAACUUGUCAAUGUUAUUGCUCCAAUAUAUAUGCCUAAAAUGCAACGUGGUGAUGCCCCUGUUAUUACAGUUGAUAAAGCAACACUUAUAGCUCUGUGGUAUCUGGCUGGUCAGUCAGCAAUGGAGAAUGGACCUGGCAGGUUUGGUGUAGCCCCUUCUACAAUAUAUCAUGAAGUUCAUCGUAUCGUUGAUAUUCUUUGUGCAUUAAGUCAUAAAUUUAUAGUAUGGCCUGAAGAGAAUGAAUGUGCAGCAAUAAGACAACAAUUCUAUGACAGAGCAGGGUAUCCAGGAGUGAUUGGUGCCAUCGACGGUUGUCACGUUACUGUACUUGCUCCCGCUAAUGAUCAGGAUUCGUACGCGGACAGGAAGAUGAAUCAUUCUAUAAUCUUGCAAGGUAUCUGUACGGCUAAGAAAAUAUUUACCAACGUUUCCAUUGGUACACCAGGAUCUUGUAACGACUGUCGUGCUUUGAGAUAUUCAACUUUCUACAAAAAAGUUACACAGCAAGGGUCUGAAAGCUUAUUCUACAAUCCCAACAAUUAUCUUAUUGGUGAUAAGGCCUACCCUAACAGAACAUGGCUUAUGGCACCUUAUAAGGACUAUGGUAAUCUCACUCUGACACAAAGGCGCCAUAACUUUGUCCAUAGUUCAACAAGAAUUGUCAUAGAACACGCAUUUGGACUUCUGAAGGGACGGUGGCGAUGCCUGCUGGGGUUGAGGCUCAAACAUAUUGGCAGGGCUAUAAACUUUGUUUUAGCAUGUUGUGUGCUCCAUAAUUUCUGUUUCCUACAUAAUGAUUCUGUCAUUCAAGACAUGGUGCAUGAUGAUAGAAGGAUGCAACAGCAAGACGUAAGGGAAUAUAAUGAUGCAGUAAAUGCAAACAUUGCUAAACAGAAAAGGGAUCGCAUUGCCAGCUUAUUAUGAUAUUUAUAUUAUGAUUUUAUAACUUGAAAUUCAUUCUUUUCACAGAGGAUUAAGAAAUAAAUUUAUUUUAAAAAAUUAAA
Molecule: messenger RNA, 1291 nt
Organism: Odontomachus brunneus
Lineage: Eukaryota; Metazoa; Arthropoda; Insecta; Hymenoptera; Formicidae
Product: putative nuclease HARBI1
Exons: 5
Coding region: 267-1211 (314 amino acids)
Source: RefSeq, a predicted model, not a curated record